AAAAAAUAAAAUAUACAUUACAUACCCAAAUAUAAAAUAAAAUAGACAAAAUGUCAUGACACAUGAAUGCAAAAUAUUUCAACAAGAAAUAACUAUGUUAUAAUUAUGUCAACUUGAAAAUAUGUAUGUACGCUGCUCUCAAAAUACAAUGUACAUAAUGUACGUGUAAUCCAUAAUCAAGGUGUUUAGCUCAUCUAAAAGCGCUUAAUAUUUUAAGCGAAAACAUUACCCAUGGCAGAAAGUAAGAGCAAAAUAUCAAAAAUUCUAAGAAAACAAAAAAGAUGUCAAGCAAUAAUUUCAAAGGAAACAGGUUUGCAAAGCUCAGAAAACCCAACAAAAAUCAUUGCAAUUUGUAACGCCGGUCUCUCGACUGGAUUGGAAGAGGAAGUUUUGUUAAAAGAGGCAGCUUGCUAUGGAAGUAUUCAUUGCUUGAAAAUGCUUCCUUUGAAAUCAUAUUGUUUUUUAAAAUGUGCUGAUUUAAAAAGUUCACAAAAUAUUUUUAACAAUAUGCAUGCCCGAUCUAACCUUGGACAAUCAGGCGCUUUACUGUAUUUGUCUUAUUUUGAUAACCUACCUGAAACAGAAAAUUAUUUCAAAGAUACCCCACCGCCAGGAUUAGUUAUACUGAAAGAUUUUAUCAGUGACGAUGAAGAAAUUAAAAUCCUGUCCCUUCUUGAAAAGACCAAGGAAAAUGAAAAUUGCAUGAAACAUCGCAUUGUAACGCACUAUGGCUAUGAAUUUUUAUAUGACUCAAAUCAAGUGGAUCCUACUCAACCACUAAGUAGAAAAAUUCCACAAGAAUUAGACUUUUUGUGGGAGAGACUUGAAAGUAAAUUUAAAGGUUUGAAUUGGUAUAAACCAGAUCAAUUGACUGUUAAUGUUUAUAAAGUCGGCCAAGGCAUACCACCUCAUGUUGACACACAUAGUGCUUUUUUGGAUCCUAUAUUUUCGUUAUCCCUGGAAGAUGAUGUUGUCAUGAAUUUUCGAAAGUUGGAUGAACAUCGUUCAAUUGUACUGCCCAAAAAAUCAUUAUUAAUUAUGUCAGGAGAGUCUAGAUAUGAAUGGACACACGGAAUCAAGUCUAGAGUAAUGGACAUUGUUACUUCUGAUAAUGGUGCACUAAAAGUAAGACCGAGGAAGCAGAGAACUUCUUUAACAUUUAGAAAGCUACGUUGCACAACAUGUGAUUGUGCCUUUGAAACUUUUUGUGACAGUAAAAUUAAAGAUAAAGAAACAAAAAAUAUAUUCAGCUCCAAGGCUUCCCAAAUUGAAAAUGCAAAUGUUCACAAAGUCUACGAUAAAAUCGCAUUACACUUUAAUGAAACUCGCCAUACCCCAUGGCCAAAAGUAGCAACUUUUAUAGAAAGCUUUAAAAGUGGAGCAAUAUUGCUAGAUGUUGGAUGUGGAAAUGGUAAAUAUUUAGAUAUAAUCAAUAAAAUUGUUACAGUAGGUUGCGACCGAAGUGAAGAGUUAUUAAAGGUAUGCGCUACAAAAAAGUGCAACAUUUUCAAAUGUGAUUGUUUAUCGAUUCCGUUUCGAAAUGGGUCGGUGGAUGGAUGCUUAAGUAUAGCUGUUAUACAUCACUUAGCGACGGAGGAAAGACGUUUUCAAGCUUUGAAAGAAAUUGCAAGAGUACUUACUCCAGGGGGAAAAGCAUUAAUCUAUGUCUGGGCAAAAAACCAGUGUGCAGAUUCUAAAAAAUCGAGCUAUUUACGCCAAAAAACGGGCGGUAAUGAUUUAUGUGAAAAGACUACGAAGCAAAUUGAAGAUGCAAACGCAUUCAGUUUACCAAUUCACACAAAUAGGACUGAAUUUAAAGCGCAAGAUAUUUUAGUUCCAUGGAAACUUAAAAAUUCUGAAGAAGAAGCAAAACAGGUUUUUUUGAGAUACUAUCAUGUUUUUGAAGAAAGUGAAUUAGAAAAUUUGUGCAGGCGCCUAAAUAAUAUUGAAAUUAUGAAAAGUUAUUAUGAUCAAGGUAACUGGUGCGUAAUAAUUGAAAAAAUCAAAUAAUCUUAUAAGGACCACAUACAUUUUUUUUAAUAAAAGCUUUGAUCUUAAUUUA
Messenger RNA from Condylostylus longicornis, 2062 nucleotides. RefSeq names its product alkylated DNA repair protein alkB homolog 8. Gene Ontology annotation, cellular component: nucleus; cytoplasm. Gene Ontology annotation, molecular function: tRNA binding; S-adenosylmethionine-dependent methyltransferase activity. The transcript is spliced from 5 exons. Lineage: Eukaryota; Metazoa; Arthropoda; Insecta; Diptera; Dolichopodidae. Bases 232 to 2010 code for a protein of 592 amino acids. Gene Ontology annotation, biological process: tRNA wobble uridine modification. The record is from RefSeq and is a predicted model, not a curated record.